GAGGAGGCGCUGCAGACCAUCUUUUCACCCCGUUGUGUCUUGUGCAGGGAGCAGGCCGUGUCCUCGGUGGGCUUCUGUGUUAUCAGCACUCAGAAGAGGGGCUACCCCCUGGAAGAUGCCACGCACAUUGCCUUACGCACAGUGCGGAGGUUCCUGGAGUCGCACGGUUCGGCGCUGGAUAAAGUGGUGUUCGCGGUGACGGAGCAGGAAGAGGCCACCUACCUGCAUCUUCUUCCGCUCUACUUCCCACGGUCCCUGGCGGAGGAGCGGAGUUCGCUGCCCCUGAUCCCCCCAGAUAUCGGCAAUGCUGACGGGGAACCAGUGGUCCCAGAGCGACAGAUCCGAAUCUGUGAGAAGCCGGGGGCUCAUGAAGACGACUCGGAGGAGGAGGAUGGACUGGGGCGCGAUCUGUCCCUCAUCGGCUCGCACGCUUUCGCACGUAUGGAAGGUGACGUGGACAAGCAGCGGCGUCUGGCACUACAGGGGCAAAUGUCUGGGGUCGCCCUGCAGAAGCAGCACCAGAGAAAUUACAAUCGUUGGCUGUCUCGGGCGCGGACAGAAGACCUCUCAGACAUUGCUGCCCUGAAGGCGUUGUACCAGUCCGGAGUGGAUAACUGCGGCCGCACCAUCAUCGUCAUCGUAGGGAGGAACAUUCCCGUCCUGCUGAUCGACAUGGAGAAGGCUUUGCUCUACUUCAUACACAUGAUGGAUCACGUGGCCGCCAAGGAUUACGUCCUGGUCUAUUUCCACACCCUGACCGCCGAACACAACCACCUGGACUCCGACUUCUUAAAGAGCGUGUACGACGUGGUGGACGCCAAAUAUAAGAAGAACUUGAAGGCUCUUUACUUCGUCCAUCCGACAUUUCGAUCUAAGGUGUCCACUUGGUUCUUCACGACUUUUACCAUCUCUGGGUUGAAGGAUAAGGUCCACCAUGUUGACAGCUUGCACCAGCUCUUCACCGCCAUCUCCCCAGACCAGAUAGAGAUCCCCCCUUUUGUGCUGGAUUACGACGCUCGGGAGAAUGGACCCGUCUUCCCGACACACUCCUCCUUCUCAGGCCUCUGACCCCUCUGCCUUCUCCUUUUUUGCGGCCCCCCGGGGUCCUCCGCUGCUUCUCUGCACAUAUUCCCGGACUAGACGGCGGUCAGCAAUGAUGGACGAUAUACAUGUGGUCCGCCAGCUCCUCCUGUGACCCAACAAUCCCCCCUUUCCCCAGAGACAAUGGAGUGUGCUGCGCAGACAGCGGGGUGUCACAUGAUAUUUAUACUCCUGUAAAUAGUGGCGCCCCCUGCUGGAGGGCGCUCAGUGAGGGCUGAUCCUUGCUGUGCCGACAAUAAAGUCCCUUUAUAAUGUGAA
This is a messenger RNA of Hyla sarda, 1359 nucleotides long. RefSeq names its product ganglioside induced differentiation associated protein 2 (gene GDAP2). The transcript has 10 exons. The record is from RefSeq and is a predicted model, not a curated record. The annotation marks the transcript as partial. Lineage: Eukaryota; Metazoa; Chordata; Amphibia; Anura; Hylidae.